CUUGGUGACGCAUUGCGGCUCGAGCAGGAUCGGUGUGUGCAUUGUGCGGGAGGCGUGUGUCCCUCUCCCAACCAAAGAGCAAGGAGCGAAAUCGACUGGACCACGCAACAGCCUUUCCGCUUCAAACAGAAUGUCGUCAAGGAAUGUAUUCUAGCUGGAAAUGCAAGGGAGCACCGACCAGUCGCAGUAUUUUAUUUAAAAUCUAUAGACCCAUAAUAAUCUGAAAUAUGGCUGAAGUAAAGUCGAGGUGAGUUGCGCUGUUGCUCAGACAACUUGCUUGUUGAGUGGUGCGCAACUCCACUCUCCGCCUCUCGCCAGCCAGCCUGUCGGAUGAAAAGAAAUCGGAUAGAUACCGUUCUUUUUUGUUCUUCUAUCAAUCGAUAGUCAGUAGACUGGAAUCAUGUCGAUGGGACAGGACGAAAACUCAGUCCGGGUGGCAUUGAGGAUUCGUCCUCAACUGGCCCGGGAGAAGAUCGAGGGAUGUCACAUCUGUACAUUUGUGACCCCAGGGGAGCCCCAGGUGAUGCUGGGUAAAGACAAGGCCUUUACUUACGACUAUGUGUUCGACAUGGACUCCUGUCAGGACAGCAUCUACGCUAGCUGCACUGAGAAGCUGAUCGAGGGCUGCUUCGAAGGAUACAAUGCCACCAUUUUUGCUUAUGGCCAGACGGGGUCAGGUAAGACCUACACCAUGGGUACAGGGUUUGAUGUUAAUAUCGGGGAAGAGGAGCUGGGGAUCAUACCCCGGGCGGUCAGCCACCUCUUCAGGGGCAUCGAGGAGCGCCAGCAGGCCGCUAAAGAGCAGGGACGACCCAUUCCUGAGUUUAAGAUCAACGCACAGUUCCUGGAGCUUUACAAUGAGGAGGUGCUGGAUCUGUUUGACUCUACACGGGACCUGGAAGCUCGGACGCAGAAAUCCCACAUAAAAAUCCACGAGGACGCUAAUGGAGGAAUCUACACAGUAGGGGUGACCACACGGACGGUAGCCUCCGAGGCAGAGAUGAUGCAGUGUCUGAAGCUGGGUGCUCUGUGUCGAACCACCGCCAGCACCCAGAUGAAUGUCCAGAGCUCCCGUUCUCAUGCCAUCUUCACCAUUCACCUGUGCCAAGUCAGAGUCUGUGCAUCCGACAAUAAAGACAACAACGAGACAGACAACAACGAGACAGACAACAUCGAGACUGACAACAGGAUUGCUAACGGCAACUCAGAGAUGGAAGAGUAUGAGACACUGACUGCCAAGUUUCACUUUGUGGACCUGGCCGGUUCUGAAAGGCUGAAGAGAACCGGUGCUACAGGAGACCGAGCUAAGGAGGGAAUCUCCAUCAACUGUGGACUGCUUGCUCUGGGGAAUGUAAUUAGUGCUUUGGGAGACAGGAGCAAGCGAUCCACGCACGUGCCCUACAGAGACUCCAAACUCACCCGGCUCCUACAGGACUCUCUAGGUGGAAACAGCCAAACGAUGAUGAUAGCCUGCAUCAGUCCGUCUGACCGGGACUUCAUGGAGACUCUGAACGCCUUGAAGUACGCUAACAGAGCCAGGAACAUUAAGAACAAGGUGAUGGUGAACCAGGACAAGGCCUCCCAGCAGAUCUCUGCUCUCAGGACAGAAAUCGCCAGGCUACAGAUGGAACUGAUAGAGUACAGGACCGGUAAGCGUAUGGUGGGAGAGGAUGGUAUGGAGAGCAUCAAUGACAUGGUCCAUGAAAACACCAUGCUGCAGACUGAGAACAGCAACCUGAGGAUCAGGGUCAAAGCCAUGCAGGAGACCAUUGACGCCCAGAGGGCCAGACUCACACAGUACCUCAGUGACCAGGCCAACCAGGUCCUCGCCAGGGCAGGUGAGGGCAGUGAAGAGAUUGGGAACAUGAUCCGGAGCUAUAUCAAAGAGAUAGAGGACCUCAGGGCCAAACUCCUGGAAAGUGAGUCUAUGAAUGAAAACCUGCGUAAGAACCUGUCCCGUGCCUCCUCACGCCAGUCCUUCUACCCUGGAACCUUUUCCCCUGCCCUCCUGGCCCCCGAGAAGGAGGCCUCCGACAUCAUCGAGAUGGCCAAGAAAGAUCUGGAGAAACUCAAGAAGAAGGAGAGGAAGAAGAAGAAGAGGCUCCAGCAGCUGCUGGAAGAGAGAGAGAGGGAGGAGCUUGUAGAGGAGGAGGAUGGCAGUGUCGUCAAGGAAGAAGUCCCCGACAAUGACCAAGACCAAGGGAUGGAAAAAGAGCUGACUGAGCGGUCCAAUGACGAGCCUGAGAUGGAGGGGAGUGACCAUGAGGAUGAGGAAGAGGAGGAGGAGGAAGAGGAGGAGAUGGAUGUGGAGGAGAGCUCUGAUGAUUCAGACUCUGAGUCAGAUGAGAAAGAGAACUUCCAGGCAGACCUGGCCAACAUCACGUGUGAGAUCGCCAUCAAGCAGAAGCUGAUAGAUGAACUGGAGAACAGCCAGCGCCGUCUGCACACGCUCAAACAGCAGUACGAACAGAAACUGAUGAUGCUGCAGAGCAAGAUCAGAGACACACAGCUGGAGAGAGACCGGGUGCUGCACAACAUGGGCUCAGUGGAGACGUGCAGCGACGAUAAGGCUAAGAAGAUCAAGCAGGAGUACGAGAAGAAGCUGAGCAUCAUGAACAAGGAACUACAGAAGCUACAGUCAGCCCAGAAGGAACACGCACGCCUGCUCAAGAACCAAUCCAAGUACGAGACACAGCUGAAGAAGCUCCAACUGGACGUCACAGAGAUGAAGAAGACAAAGGUUCGUCUGAUGAAGCAGAUGAAGGAUCAGCAGGAGAAGAACAGGAUGACAGAGUCCAGGAGAAACCGAGAGAUCGCCACCCUCAAGAAGGACCAGCGCAAACAGGAGCACCAGCUGAAGCUCCUAGAAGCCCAGAAGAGACAACAGGAGCUCAUUUUGCGCAGGAAGACUGAGGAGGUGUCUGCUCUGAGGAGACAGGCCAGGCCUAUGUCUGGUAAGGUGACCAGCAGGAAGGUGAGUCUCCCAGAGCCCCUCCAAGACUCCUCCCAACGACCCCCCUCAGGACGCCUGCAGUCCUCUGGCUCCACCGCCACCAACGGAACCAGGUCCUACUACAGGCGGUCAACAGGCAUAUAUUCCACCAGAGUGGCCAGGGUGAAGUGGCAGUCUCUGGAGCGUCGUAUCUCUGAUGUCAUCAUGCAGAGGAUGACCAUAUCCAACAUGGAGUCUGAAAUGAACCGCCUACUCAAGCAACGUGAGGAGCUGACCAAGCGGAGGGAGAAGGUGACCAGAAAGAGGGACAGGCUGGCGGGGGAGGGGCCUGAGGCUGAAAAGGCGGUGCUUCCCCUCAACGAGGAAGUGGAUGCCGUGGUUGCCAACAUCGACUACAUCAACGACAGCAUCGCUGACUGCCAGGCCAACAUUAUGCAGAUGGAGGAAGCCAAGGAGGAGGUUGACACGGUGGAUAUUUCCGCAGUCAUCAGCUCCUGUACCCUAACAGAAGCCCGCUUCCUGCUGGACCACUUCAUGUCUAUGGCCAUCAACAGAGGUCUGCAGGCGGCUCAGAGGGAGUCCCAGGUGAAGGUGAUGGAGGGCAGGCUGAAGCAGACUGAGAUCACCAGCGCCACUCAGAACCAGCUGCUGUUCCACAUGCUGAAGGAGAAGGCUGAGUUUAACCCCGAACUGGACGCCCUGCUGGGGAACGCUCUGCAAGAGCUAGGUAACAUGCCAUUGGAGAACGAGGAUGACAGCAGCAGUGACGAAUCUGCCCAGAGUCCUGCAACAGAGGGACACUCCCUGGCAUCAGAUCUAAUGAAACUCUGUGGAGAGACCAAAACAAGGAGCAAGGCUCGUAGAAGAACCACCACUCAGAUGGAGUUGCUCUACGCCAAUAGUGACGCUGCCCCUGACAUGCCCAGCGGAGAUUUCUCCUCCCCCUGUCUCCCAUUGGCUGAAACACCAGAAGAGGGCAGAGAUCCUGAGACCCCCAUUGGCUCAUCAGUCAGGGACAGAGACUUUAUGGCUCAUUCUCCUGGCUUGGCCUCUAAGAUGGGCAGCAUUUCCGGCUCCAUGGCUGCCUCCUCCUCGGGGGCGGAAAAGAGAGUUCCAGAGCCCUCGCCGCUCUCUCGCAGGAAGACCUAUGACAGGGCACAAGCGGCGGCUAAGGUGAAGGAGAUCAAACAAGGGGUAAUCAACCCAGUGCCCUCUUCAAAGGGCAGUCGGUCAGCAACACUACAGUGUGUCCACGUGGCUGAGGGUCACACUAAAGCGGUGUUAUGUGUCGACUCUACUGAUGACCUCCUCUUCACCGGCUCCAAAGACCGUACGUGUAAGGUGUGGAACCUGGUAACGGGUCAGGAGAUCAUGUCCCUGGCAGGUCACCACAACAAUGUGGUGUCAGUCCGCUACAGCUCCAGCCUGGUCUUCACCGUCUCCACCUCCUACAUCAAGGUCUGGGACAUCCGAGACUCAGCCAAGUGCAUCCGCACCCUCACGUCUUCUGGUCAGGUGACUCCUGGCGAUGCCUGUGCGUCCAGCACCAACCGGACUGUCACCAUCCCGGCAGGAGAGAACCAGAUCAACCAGAUUGCCCUCAACCCCAGCGGCUCUGUCCUGUACGCCGCCGCCGGCAACUCUGUCAGAGUCUGGGACGUAGGAAGAUUUGUAUCUACAGGGAAGCUGACUGGUCACCUGGGUCCAGUCAUGUGUCUGACUGUGGACCAGAGCGGGAACGGUCAGGAUCUGGUCAUCAGCGGCUCCAAGGACCAUUACAUCAAGAUGUUUGACGUGGCAGAGGGGGCCCUGGGUGCUAUUGGCCCCACACACAACUUUGAGCCUCCCCACUACGAUGGUAUCGAGUCCCUGGUGGUGCAGGGGGACGUCCUCUUCAGUGGCUCCAGGGACAACGGCAUUAAGAAGUGGGACCUAGCCCGCAAAGACCUACUGCAGCUAGUGCCCAAUGCCCACCGUGACUGGGUGUGUGCCCUGGGUGUGGUGCCUGGCUCUCCGGCCCUGCUGAGCGGCUGUAGAGGAGGGGUGCUCAAGCUUUGGCACACAGACACGCUGGGGGCCCUGGGGGAACUCAAGGGCCAUGAGAGCCCCAUCAACGGCAUCUCCACCAACAGCAGCCACCUCUUCACAGCAUCUGAUGAUCGAACAGUGAAGAUCUGGCGUGCCCGGGGGGGACUCGACAGCACCUUGGAGACAACGGCGGACACCACUGACGAGGUGGCCAAUAACUGAACAUGGCUGUGACCUCCCGUCGUGACCCUUAACCUUGGACGCUGCUGACUAGCACUUUUACCUCUGACCUUUCACCUUGGAAACCAUGGAAACCACCCCCCCAGCCCCCACAUAUUGUAACCAUGAAAACUGUGCAAGCAAGGAUUGGAAUCUUAUCUCAGCAAAAGUAGCUGUAGUCUUUCUCCAGAGUGAGAUAGAUGUAUCCUUAGGGAAAUGUAUCUAGUCUAACCUGCCUGGCAGUUGCACUGACUUGUGCAGAAUAAAUUAUCUGUUUGCUUGGUAGACAUCUUUCCCUCUCAGCUCAUAUUAAGUAUAUAGUAAGCCCACAAGGGUCAUAUUUAGACACACACACACACACACACACACACACACACACACACACACACACACACACACACACACACACACACACACACACAUAUAUAUAUAGAGGCAGAUUAGGGUCUUUCUGGGCUGGGGGAGUUAAUGAAGGUGAGUGGUGCGGAGAGGAGGAAAAGAGGAUGGGUGGGCCACUGGGCUCUGUAGCUGGCCACUGGGCUCUGUAGCUGGCCUACAAGACCUGGACCAGGUUCUCCAGUGGCACAGCAAAGGAACAGAAGCACUGUAAGCAGAACCACUGUCCCUCCUUAUCUGAUAUCAAUGUGGCUUUAUGUCAACUGACAAAUCACCGCACCCCCUUAAAUCACUGCUUGGUUUAAAUGUUAUUUUGCUUCGAAUUCAGCUCCCACUUAUUGUAGCUGACCAAAUUGUGAAACUUGUCUUACGCUUGUCAACUGGAUACACUAACUAACAAUACUCUUGUAACCACUUGGAAAACGCCUUCAGUCAGUCACCUUCUGUCUGCUAUCUUCGUCUUUACAUGUAAUCCUUACUGACUCUAUGUGCAAAUACAAUGUCUCUUUGAGGAUACACCGACUGUCUUCACUCACUCGUCCACUGCUCAUAAUUUAUAUCUAUGUAGUAAUGUACGAUUCUCCACUUAAUGCUGUUACCACACCCUCCCUCUAAAAGUUGUGAACUAACCUAACGCCUGUGCUGCUAAGUUGUUUGCUCACCUUUGACCCAUAGAGGUCUUCUGUUCUGGACCCCAGGUGAGGUCCACAUGGUAACCGUAGUUACGUACUGUAUAUAAUAAUGUAAAGCGUGAGGAGGAGAGGAGCCGUUUACCUGUGCCUGUACUGUAAGCCUCCUAUCCUGGUCCUGGAAGUCCCUCGUGUGUGGUGGUUGUAUCCUGUGUGCCACUUUUACUGCACAUUACAACUGCCAUAUUUGUGAUUGCUGUGAGCCAGGGCUGUGGUCAAUACCAUUUCAAUUCCAGCCAAUUCAGAAAGUAACACAAAUUAGAGAUGACAUUUUUGUGUACUUCCUAAAUUUACUAGAUUUGAAAUGGAAUUGACCCCAACUAUGGUGUAAGCUGAACUAACUGUCAAAUAAUUAAUUGUAUCUGCUGUCUGCUGGGACUAUUGAAUGUUAAAGGACAAGUAGCAGCAGCCAGCAACACAUGAUCUAUAUGUUAACAGUAUUGUAUGAUGAAAUCAACUGAAGGUUAGCAUUGUUGAUCACCAAAACUCGCUCCACAAGGGAAUCUGAGGACCAUAGUUCGGAGACGGUGUUCAAACAGCACUCUUAAUGCUUUUGAACAGAGCCUCUCUCCCUGACCCUGUGUCAGCCUGUUAUGUUUCCUGGUCUGAGUCUGAAAUUGCACCCUAUUGCCUAUAUAGUGCACUACUUUUGUACAUAGCACUAUGGACCCUGGUCAAAAGCUAGUGCAUUAUAUAGGGAAUAAGGUGCAAUUUCAGAUGCAGCCCUGAUUCUCUUGUUCUGUUAAACUGUAUGUAUUAAAACCAAUCCUGGGUUCCCCUCUGGGGUUUAACUGUAGAUGGCCCUCCCCAAAAUGUCUGACUCUGUACUGUAGCAGUUCUGAUGUCAGAUGCCUGGUGAAAUAAAUGUCAUCCUUCAAAAACCA
This is a messenger RNA of Oncorhynchus gorbuscha (pink salmon), 7169 nucleotides long. Its product is annotated as kinesin-like protein KIF21A. Gene Ontology annotation, molecular function: microtubule binding; ATP binding; microtubule motor activity. NCBI's taxonomy places the organism in Eukaryota, Metazoa, Chordata, Actinopteri, Salmoniformes, Salmonidae. The record is from RefSeq and is a predicted model, not a curated record. Bases 401 to 5203 code for a protein of 1600 amino acids. The transcript is spliced from 35 exons. Gene Ontology annotation, biological process: mitotic spindle organization; microtubule-based movement.